Messenger RNA from Wasmannia auropunctata (little fire ant), 705 nucleotides. RefSeq names its product interferon alpha-inducible protein 27-like protein 2B. The record is from RefSeq and is a predicted model, not a curated record. Gene Ontology annotation, cellular component: membrane. Bases 283 to 561 code for a protein of 92 amino acids. The transcript has a single exon. Lineage: Eukaryota; Metazoa; Arthropoda; Insecta; Hymenoptera; Formicidae.
UCUGUAUUUUGCGGUACUAACUUCUCGAUAGAAUUUUAAAUAAAUUAUAAAGUACAUAAAAAUCAUAGUAAACAUACAGAAUACACGUCACUAAUUAAGAUGAUAAAAAGUUAAAAUAUUGAAUAACUUAUUAUGAAUAUACCUUGAAAGAUCAUAAAUUAUUGAAAAUCAGCGUAGUAGUAAUAGUUCUUAUGAAUUAGCUUUAGAAAAAUUAAUAUUAAAAAUAACUUUUAAUUAAUAUUGAAAAAUAACUAUUAAAAUUAAAAAAAAACAUCAAUAAAAAUGUAUAGUAUAAUAAUAAUAGGAUCAACAGGAGGAAUUGUAGGAGGAAUUGCAGGAUGUGCCGCAUUGCCUUUUUUAGGGUUUGGUUUAGCUGGUAUUUCAGCUGGUUCAAUUGCAGCUUCUUGGCAAGCUUCUAUUGGUGCUGUUGCAGCUGGAUCUUUAUUUGCUACUUUACAAUCUUUGGGAGCUUCAGGACUAGGUAUGCUUUUAUUUGGACCAGCUGGAGCCGUAAUAGGUUUAUUAAUUUCUAUAGCAGCAAGCUUAAAUUGGUGGAAAUAAGAUAAAUAUAUAAUAUAGAAUAGGAAAAGGUAAAACGGACAAGUUAAAGGCAGAGUAAAUAAAGGUGAAGGAAUGGAUAAAGUAGAAAGGUAAGAAUUCGGAGAUGUAAAAGGAGAUAGGUAGUAGAGAUUAGAGCGACGAAAA